AUGGGCAAUGGGUGCUUCAUGCUACCAGACCACUACCAUCCCAACAUCUCCUUGAUCCUCACCCUCAACCAAAUCCAACUCUACUUACAGCAUGAUGCAGACUUGCAUGGGGGAGCUGACCCUAACACCAUCCCCUCCCUGGUGGGCUAUGAUGAAUUUGCCAUCACCCUGAACAUGAAUGCAGGGAAUGGGAUCCAAGUCACAUUCAUUAACCCUGAGGGUGGUGAAGGUGUGCAUAUCACUGGUUGUCCCCCUGCUCUAGCUGAGACUGAGUUAAUGGAUGAGGCACUCUGGAAUAAUCUUGAGCACAUCAAGAAGCAGAGGCAGUGGAGAGAAAGGGGGGUAUCUGAGAGGUGGGCCAAAUGUCAGAGGAGAGAGGAUGAUGAGGCUAUGAAACCUUUCACACCAUCCAUGACCACCCACACUGGACCCUCCAGCACUUCCAACCCAGCAUCCAUUCCCAACACCACUCCUCCUGCUUCAUCCAUUACUCCUCCUAAACAACCUUCUCCUCUGGAUGGUAAUGAUACCAAGAUGGGCAACACCGAGACCACCAAUGAGGUGUGUGCAUCUAAGGGCAAAGAUCACAUGCCAAAGAAGUAA
Molecule: messenger RNA, 603 nt
Organism: Suillus subaureus
Lineage: Eukaryota; Fungi; Basidiomycota; Agaricomycetes; Boletales; Suillaceae
Exons: 2
Coding region: 1-603 (200 amino acids)
Source: RefSeq, a predicted model, not a curated record